UAGACUAAUACACUUUUAACAAAUAGCCAAACCGAAAACUGCAGACAUUACUAGUGCCUCCCCGCAAUCAAAUCGACAUUAAAAAUAUAAUGAAAUGCAGCCCAACGUGAACAGGAAUCUCAACUAGCAACAAGUCGCAGCAACGAAAAAUAGAGUGCGUGGGGGGGUAUUCUGGAAGGGGGAGCUUUUCCGCACAACACCGGCACCUCCUGAUUUACAAAUUAAGCACUGUAUAUACACAUGUCCUGUAUGAUCCAUGCAUUUUAAGUUCAAUUGGUGGUAAACAUUCUGUUCGUGAUAAACAUGAGGACCCCCAAGUAAAGGUUUUCUGCUAUUACUCGAGAUGAUGGACAUUAUUUGCACGGAAGACUAUUAGAAGUAAUUUAGUAGCAUAUGUUAGUCAUGUGUGAAGCAAGGCAGCAGUGUCGAAGCUAUCAAGGAGAAUGGGCGGUUCGAAUCGCUUGUUCCUCCUCCAUAACGAACCGAAUGAAUGGCGACUCACGCAUCUGAUCACGGUCUUCCCUUUGCCUUCUACAGGGGCUUAUGAUUGGCGCCUAUGAGGAAGACACUCCCACAGCUUGGCUAUUAUUAAGUUCCAGGUUCUGUGUGAGACGGCCAACCUCAGACCACCGUUCGCCAGCCAGCCCAACCACUGACACGCAUUUUAUCCUUCCACUUCGGUGUCUGGGAGGAGACCUAUAGGUGAGUGUCCACUAACACCGUCCUCAUCCACUCGGGCUGCGCCACCCACGGACAACCCCACCUCCAUUCCCAGCCCCUCACCCCGCGGCAUCAUGGGGGACGUAGUCCAGAUGCACUUCUCCACGCCGGACUAUGUGAUCUUUGCCCUGCUGCUGGUGGCGUCCACGUGCAUCGGCCUGUUCUACGCCCUGUCCGGCGGGCGCCAGCGCACCACGCAGGAGUUCCUAUUGGCCGACCGUUCUAUGAGCUGCCUGCCCGUGUCGCUGUCACUGCUCGCCACCUUCCAGUCAGCCGUGGCCAUCCUGGGAGUGCCCUCGGAGAUCUACACCUACGGAACGCAGUACUGGUUCCUGGGAGUCUCCUACUUCCUGGGUCUGCUUGUCCCCGCCCACGUCUUCAUACCUGUCUUCUACAGGCUCCGCCUCACCAGUGCUUAUGAGUAUUUGGAGCUGCGCUUCAAUAAGACGGUUCGCAUCAUGGGCACCGUGACCUUCAUCUUUCAGAUGGUGAUCUAUAUGGGAGUGGUCCUCUAUGCACCAGCACUCGCACUCAAUGCAGUGACUGGAUUUGACCUCUGGGGGGCAGUGCUGGCCAUGGGACUGGUGUGCACCCUGUACACAACAUUAGGAGGGCUGAAAGCAGUCAUCUGGACCGACGUGUUCCAGACCAUUGUGAUGUUUGCUGGCCAACUGGCGGUCAUCAUAGUGGGGGCCCACCAGGCAGGAGGCAUGGGAGAGGUGUGGAGGAAAGCCAUCAACGGCAGCCGCAUCGCAAGUCUUGACCUGAACCCUGACCCGACGGAGAGGCACACGUUCUGGACGCUGGGCGCGGGCGGGGUGUUCCUCAUGCUGGCGCUGUACGGGGUCAACCAGGCCCAGGUCCAGAGGUACCUCAGCUCCCGCACUGAGAGAGAGGCGGUCAUGUCCUGCUACGUGGUGUUUCCCUGCCAGCAGGUGGUGUUGUGUCUGGGCUGUCUGAUGGGCCUGGUGAUGUUUGCUCGCUACGGUGAGGAUAGCCCACUGGAUAAGGGUUACGUCAAAACCAACGACCAGAUGGUGCUGUACUUUGUGAUGGAUGUGUUCAGGGACCUGCCUGGCCUACCAGGGCUGUUUGUCGCCUGCCUGUUCAGCGGCGCUCUCAGUACCAUCUCAUCAGCGUUUAACUCCCUAGCGACGGUAACCAUGGAGGACCUAAUCAAGCCUUACUGCCCGGCCAUGACGGAGGCCAAAGCCACACUGCUCUCCAAAGGCCUGGCGUUUGCCUACGGGCUGGUGUGUCUGGCCAUGGCCUACACUGCGUCUCACAUGGGCUCAGUGCUGCAGGCAGCAUUAAGUAUCUUUGGGAUGGUGGGUGGUCCUCUCCUCGGUCUCUUCUGUCUGGGAAUGUUCUUCCCCUGGGCUAACUCCACUGGUGCGAUAGUAGGGUUGGUGGCAGGCCUGGUUAUGGCCUUCUGGAUUGGCAUUGGGCAUUUCGUGUCCCGUAUGGCGGUGCCCACUACUCUGCCCCCCAUCAUCAACGGCACCGCUAUGCCCCUCCCCAGCAACAUGACCACUGCUGUCAUGACCACUGCUGUCAUGACCACUCUGAUUACCUUGAUCACCGCCAAACCAAAGCCUACGGGUGUGCAGGCCCUGUACAAUCUAUCCUAUUUGUGGUACAGUGCCCACAACUCUACCACUGUGGUGAUAGUGGGACUGAUCGUCAGCCUGCUGACUGGUCCUAUGAAGGAGAAGGACCUGACCCCAGGGACGGUGUACCCUGUCCUGGGCAACCUGCUCUUCUUCCUGCCUGAAUGCUACAGGGAGAUACUCUACUGUGUCACCCCAAUGCCACAGAAGCCCAAAGCUAUCGACACGCAUCCUUACCAGAUGGCUCGGAAGGAGAGCAAUGGAGUGUCCCAUCCCAAAGAGGAGGAGAAGACUGAGGAGACGGAGCGAGAGAAGGAUGAGGACGAGGAGACCGCAACCCCUCAGCCUUCCUGCCGACUGGCUCACACGUUGCAGGAGACGGCCUUGUAGACACCCCCUCCCCCCCAACACACACACACACAGCCCCCAGCCAAGUCCCAGCACUUUCACAAGCCCGGAUACUGCUCAACUUUCUCUGCCCCAGGGGAGAAGAUCCACAUAGGACCGGAGGGCAAUGGAGACUCAGGGUUCCUGGACAUGACUUCCAUCAAGCGCCACAGGGUCAAUAUGGAGGAACAGGGAGUUUCACCUCUGACCCUUACUUCCUGGAAAAACUGAUACACCACAAAUCGCUGGUGGUUAAGAGAGUCAGAGCCCGAGUCCUUUGCUAGAUUGAAGAAUGGUGUAAUAAAACGUGGUUAGUGGAUGGGGGUCCAGGGGUAUCUUGAAUUCAUUGGUACCUCAUUACCUCCUGGAUGGAGAAAUACUAACGCAAGUGGCAAUCACGCUCCGAGCUGAGGAGAAGUCUCGUCAUUGUUGGACAGAACCAAAGCCUGGACUGUGAUUGUGUCACUCUGUGAUUUCGUCCAAUUAUGAUUGAAGGAUUGUGGCCGCACACGCGCACAAUGAGUUGUUCCAAUGACUGUGAAAAUGGACCCAAGUCUUUCUGUUUAUCGAAGAGAAUCAGGUAGCGACCAGGCUGUGAAGAGCGAGGUACUUCAGAUGUAACUGUCACUGCAUGUUAUUUUUAUAGAGAAGAUUAAGCAGGUCAGAUGGACUAAGAAUAUUACAAAAUAUUUGAUGUCCCAGUAGACAACUUAAGGCAUAGUGACCGUGUUCUAGGUCCUUUUCACAUAUGAAAUUCGGUAUCCUUGAUCGGUUUCCUGAAUUGUGACAAUCUACAAAAUACGUUUUGCUUUCUCAAGAUCUGAAAAUAACCGUUUCAGAAUGUGAUUUGCGAGACACAUUCCACAUGCCGUUAGGAAGCUAGCUUGUUAACAACGGGCAAGAAGUUUCACACGACUCACGCUGCUGCGUCACAAUACCUUGUACUCUGGUCCUGGAACUUGGACCCGCCACUCACCCAGGUCCAGGAUCAGUUUGAGCCAGGGCUCAUUUGCGUUUCACAUGUUUUAUAGCUCGGAUCAGGUACCAAAUUCUCUAGGAUACGGAUCAUACAGAAAUAUGUGAAAGCGCCCUUAAUCGAUAGCUUUGGUUUCUUAAGGAUACGGAUCAUACAGAAAUAUGUGAAAGCGCCCUUAAUCGAUAGCUUUGGUUUCUUAAGCUCCGUACGUCUGUUUGCUUUACAUGGCCUUUGUUUAACGUUUGCCUUUCAAGCUGCUAUAGUCAAUGAAUACAUACUUAGAUAAGAGCAAGAUAAGUGCAGCAUACAGAUCUAUAGAGCACAAGGGAUCACCCUCAUUUGCCAUUUACUGGGAUCAUGUUUUUAGAGAGAGAAAGGCCGUUGAGUCUGCUCUACUUACUUCAUUGAGACAACCAGACAAACUGUUGGUUUGCUAGUGACAUUAUUGAAUGUAGAAUACCAUGUCCUCUCAAUCCAUCCACACUGUAGAUCCCAUAGUUGUCAUGAAGUGCCUCAUCAGUAGUCUGUGUUAAAUGUAGUUCUGUUAAUUUGACAACUGAUCAGUGUGUAAUCAGGAUUGUGAUGAAGUAGACUUCUGCUGUAUCUCACAGCUAUAAUGAUUCUCCAUGUGUGUCUUGGAUGUUUGUUAACUUUACGUACAUUACUUUUGGCUCCCCCCCUCCCCCCACUGCUUUAACAGAGGAUAUUUAUGUCCUGUGACUGACAACGUUGUUGUUUUGUUGGUUUAAGUUGAUGUAUAGAGAGAAUCUAUUUCAUUGUCUGAUCAAAUGGGACAGCAUUGAUUCCUGUUUUGUACUUUAAGUUACUUGAAAUGUGUAUCUGUAAUGCUACCCUUUAAAUGAAGUGAAGCCCACCUCAUUCCAGGACAUGUUUCAGGUGAACUUAGUCCGACGUGAACAGCUGUCAACUUACCCAAUGUGGGUUCAUCACUGUGUUCUAGUAAUACUGAAAUACACUCUGAGCACCAUCAAGACCAAUUCUGUUGCUGUUAUCUUUCUCUAAAGUUGGCACGGCCAUCUACCUAGAAAAUAUUUGAACUGUAGAGCGACAGGUGCACAUGAAGGCCAAAACAGUUGUAUUGUGUUUGCUUGAAUAUUAAAUCCCUACAAAUCACACCAGCAAGAUCGAAUAAUACAAAAUGUACCCAUGUAAAGUGAACCUGUAAAUCAUGGCCUCUUAAAUGACCAAUCCUGAGUAGUCUAUAACCAUAGCAUCAAUACCAAGUUACUAUGAAGAGUGUUUAGUUUAGGGUACAUUUAGAAUGCACUUGGCCAUGAGAGAGAAGCACUUGAUCAUUUCAAACGAUAAUAAAUAUUCUGACUCUAUUUAUUGUCAAUAUUUGUUCUCCCAUUUGUAUGAAUUAUUCCUAGUAUGUAUUCCACAAAACCAUAAGCAGUGGAGUUUGGUCAACUACACUGCUUUGGCUGGGCCUUCAUUUGAUCUCUGUAUUGUAAUCUAUUUUUAAUGUUGUUGGAUUUCAUGGAUGUUAAUUGGUUCAUCCUACCAGCACACUACACAGGGGCAGCUGUGACAGGUUGGAGUAGAGCUCCAUUCGUUCACCAAACAGAAUGUCUGUGUCCUGUUCAUUAAGUCAAAAUGGGAGUGAACGUUUUAAAAAAGAGAACAGAACUGAGCUUCCCUAUUGGAAAAGUGGUACCUUUUCCAUUUGCAAAUAGUUUCUCUAUUUUGGACACUACCGAACAUGAAAUGAGUCUUCAAUAGAGGCUAAUUCUGUGUCUGACCACUCUUGUUGUCAUUAUUUCACAACAUUGGCAUGUAUUUGUCCUCUCAAGAUGAAAUGUUGAAGUGAAUGAAUUGUAAGUGGUAAGACCCUUCGUUGCUCUGUUUUUGAAAAUAAAAUGUUUGAUUGGA
This is a messenger RNA of Oncorhynchus kisutch (coho salmon), 5586 nucleotides long. Its product is annotated as sodium-dependent multivitamin transporter-like. Lineage: Eukaryota; Metazoa; Chordata; Actinopteri; Salmoniformes; Salmonidae. The record is from RefSeq and is a predicted model, not a curated record. Gene Ontology annotation, biological process: transmembrane transport; sodium ion transport. The transcript is spliced from 16 exons. Bases 795 to 2720 code for a protein of 641 amino acids. Gene Ontology annotation, cellular component: membrane. Gene Ontology annotation, molecular function: symporter activity.